Messenger RNA from Girardinichthys multiradiatus, 3560 nucleotides. RefSeq names its product C1q and TNF related 2 (gene c1qtnf2). The record is from RefSeq and is a predicted model, not a curated record. The transcript is spliced from 3 exons. Gene Ontology annotation, molecular function: protein binding. Lineage: Eukaryota; Metazoa; Chordata; Actinopteri; Cyprinodontiformes; Goodeidae. The coding region runs from base 1736 to 2662 and encodes 308 amino acids.
AUUAUCAGAGCCUGAUGAUAAACUGAGGAGAUAAGUCAAUCAGGAACACUGAUGUAGAUGGGAUCAUUGUCCUGUUUUAUAAUCCAGUUUCAGAGCUUCAGCUGCUGGGACAGAUGCUCUCACAUUUGAUUUUAUAUUAUGGUAAACAGAUGAGUUCAAGACCAUUUCAGUUAUGAAAGGUAUAGAGAUCAACAAAACAUGCCCAGAUCAUCACCCCUCCACUACUAUGCUUAACAAAUGAUAUCGCUGCUUUGGUCUGAUCUGUCCAAAAGACACGGUUCCAGAAGUCUUGGAAGUUUAUCCAAAUGUAACUUUUCAAAUCAAAGUCUUGCUGCCAUAAAGUUCUUCUAUUCAUGCUUUGUUUAAUAAAUAAUAGCUCAGUGGAAUAUGUGUUAAUUCUUGAGGUUAGCUGGAAGUAACUUUAGAAACUUGCUAACACCAGAUCAGUUUUAUUAUGACCCGAUAUGUAAAACCCUGGAACUAGAAGUGGAUAUAAUUUUUUUUCUCUAGGUUCUAGGUUGAACACAAAGCAAAACUGCUGCAGUUGCUCCUAAAAUUACUUAACCUAUGACUGUAAAUUUGAUUUAUUGGCAAAAUAGUUCAACUGCAGCUUCAAAGAUUACAUCAAACAAGAACUUUUUUUUCCUUCUGGCAGCAUUCCUGAGGAAUUCUGGCCCAAUUCAUUAGUAUUCUUAGGUCGGCUUGUUGUAACCGCCACUUUAAUCUCUUCCAGGACGUCCUCUGAAACAAAGCCCUGGUAAACUUUGUGAUAUUCUUCAGCUCCAGUGAUGUUCCCAGGAUUUUCUUAAAUCCUUCUUUCCCUCUACACACCAGAUCAUCACUAAGCCACUGCCAUGCCUCAUUGCAGGCGUAUGCUUCAUUCCUCCCCUUCCAGACAUACUGCUAAUUCAAAGGCCACAAACACCACUGUUUUGAUUUUUUGCUCCACAAACUUCCGUAGUUGCUAUCACCAAGUCUUGCUGCAGGUCUUUUGCAGUCAUUUGAGAGUUUUUUUGGCCACCUUCAACGUCAGGUAUCUGGCGACAGGGGUUGAAUAACUUUGCGACCACAGUGGUCAUUGAAAAUCGGGAUAGUGUUGAAUAAUUUCCUUGUAGUAUUUGUUUUAGUCGUUUAAACUGUUUGCGGGUGUCGUGUUUAUUGCAGACACUUUAAUUAAAAAUGUUGAAAAUAAACGUUAUUUUCAGUGGGGUUUGAAUAAUCAUAGUUUCAUUACAAUAAAUGAGUACUAUUAUCAAGAACAAUGUCAGUAAAAGACACCAGCAACAUAGUAACCUUAAUAAAACAUCUGCCAUAUUAUACUGAUCACAAUGCUGUCAAACUCAAGUCAUUCCAUCCCCCAAACUCCCACAAGUGUUUAUUUACCUCUUCAUGUUGCAUUUUACUCAGUUCUGCAGACCGCCUUGUUCAGUUAGUAUUGCACCUACAAUUCCUCCAUAUUACUUGCUCAUGAUACGUGUUUGGGAGCAAGUGAUGUCAUUGCUUCGGCUGUGUAAUCCUGGUGAACUGUCUUGAAUUUAAUGACAUCAUGCCAGAAGUAUUUUUUGGGCCCAGCUGUUGCAUAAACAGGGUGGAUGUUUUGAGCUCUGGUUCUCUGGGUUGAGCAGCUUUCUGCAGAGCUCCUCUUGAAGAAUAUUCAAUCACCAGUUUACUGAACAUUCAUGAAGGGAACCUGCUGCACCUUAAUGCUGAUAAAAAGGAGAGGCAGAGCUGAAAAAUGACCCCGGGACAUGAUUUCUCAACCGUGCCCACCAUGCUCCAGAUGUGUGUGAUCGUCUAUUUGCUCUCAGCUGCCGUCUCCCAGUCAACCAAUUCUUCAUCAAACAGAGGUCGUAAUUUAACCAUCCAUUCCUCCCAGCUGGUUUGCAGUCUACCUGGCCCAGCAGGACCGCCGGGACACCCAGGAGCUCCUGGACCCACAGGGUCCGUGGGCCCUAUGGGACCGCCAGGGUUGGAUGGUCCAGAUGGAAAAGAUGGAGAAAAGGGAGAAAAAGGAGAUGGAGGUGAUCCAGGUAGACCUGGGAACCCUGGCAAGCCAGGUGUGAAAGGCCGUGAAGGCUUUAUUGGCAAGGCAGGACCUCGGGGCCUGAAGGGUCUGCGUGGACCACCAGGUGUGCCUGGAGGACAGGGACUAAAAGGAGAGUUGGGUGACAGGGGACUGCAAGGAGCUCCUGGUGGCUGUAACUGUGGCACGGCGGCUCGUUCAGCUUUCUCUGUGGCUAUGACAAAGAGUUACCCAAAAGAGCGAAUGCCAAUCCGUUUCAGCCGGAUCCUGCUGAAUGAAGGGAAUCAUUACAAUGCCAGCAGCGGGAAGUUUGUCUGUGAGAUCCCUGGGGUCUAUUAUUUCACCUAUGAUAUAACAUUGGCCAAUAAGCAUCUGGCUAUAGGACUGGUGCAUAAUGGUCAGUACAAGAUCAAGACAUUUGAUGCCAACACGGGGAACCACGAUGUGGCAUCUGGAUCUACUGUUCUCCGCCUAAAGCAAUCAGAUCAGGUCUGGCUGCAGAUCUUCUACUCAGAGCAGAACGGACUCUUCUUCGACCCCUUCUGGACAGACAGCACCUUCACUGGGUUUCUCAUUUACGCUGAUCAGGAGUUUCUAAACGAGGCGGAUAAAAAGGCAAAUACUCAGGAUGACAGUUGACAUUGUAGUCCUAAAUUUAUCCUGUUUUAUCAGCGGAUUUAUAAAAAUAACUGCAUUUCUUUAAAAUAUGUUGACACCAGGGGGCGUACAGGUAAAGAAAACAAACAAAAAGACUCAAACUAAAAAGGUUUAUAGACUGCAAUAGUAAUGUGUCUAACUCCAGCGAAAUUGCUAGAAAUAUUUACCAGAGUGUCUGGGUGCAUUGAUCACUUGUGUUUUUCUGCCAAUCUAUGUUUUUUUUUUUUUGCCAACCUCCGUAAUUAGUCGUUUUUCCCCCUUUACAGAAAUGUGCAUUUCUGGGGGUUAGUGUAAAUUAUUUCAUUUCAAUAAAAGAGGAAAAACUAUUGAUGCACAAACAAUGAGAAAAUAUAUACCGACAAUUUGCAGCUUAACCCUUGUUUAUGAAUUAAAACCAUCGUACAAAUUUUUAAUAUUUAGGAUUAAGAUCACAAGCAUUUAUGUAGUAGAACUGGGUAAAUAAAGCAAUAAUUUUAGGAAGCAAGAGACACGUGUUGUAUCUUAGACUUCUUCCUUGUUUUGUUUUUGUUUGUUUAUUUUUGUUUUUGUUUUUAUAUAAUUCUUGUGCUACAUCAGUUAUUGACCCUGGACCAAAAAUGUGAAUAUAUUGAAGAGAUUAUGCAAAAUUAGGUUAGUUUAGGUUAGGUUGUCCUUUGCAUCACACACGCAAUCAGAUAUAAUCUAAUCUAGUUUUUCAUAUUUUUUCCCCAAAGAUUUGAUGUUAACUGAAACAAAAACAGCAACAUAUGAUCUAAGCAUCAUUUUAAGAUUUGUUUCAGUAGAGAUUAUGCUGUAGGAGUAGUUUGAUGCCUUAUGUCAUUUAUCAGAAUUUGUAAAGCAAUCUGGGGGAGUCAGAAAUAAAAUGUAGCAUGUCUCAUAA